This is a messenger RNA of Salvelinus fontinalis (brook trout), 5478 nucleotides long. Its product is annotated as membrane metallo-endopeptidase-like 1. NCBI's taxonomy places the organism in Eukaryota, Metazoa, Chordata, Actinopteri, Salmoniformes, Salmonidae. Gene Ontology annotation, biological process: protein processing. The record is from RefSeq and is a predicted model, not a curated record. The coding region runs from base 446 to 2740 and encodes 764 amino acids. Gene Ontology annotation, cellular component: plasma membrane. The transcript is spliced from 24 exons. Gene Ontology annotation, molecular function: metalloendopeptidase activity.
UCACUGUCACUAUCUCACUGGCAGCCUGCUACCAUCUCUCCCUAUACCCCUCCCCUCCCUCCAUCUCUCACUCUUUCACCCCCCCUCUCUCUAUCUCUAUCUCACUCCCUCUCUCACUCUUUCACUCUGUCUCUCUCUCACACACCCUCCCUGAGCUGCGAACUAGACCAGAUAGUCUCUCUCCAGGAUCCAGUUCCACAGCCUCAUUUCUCCACACACCAGCUCUGGGUGACAGCUCAGUAGGGGUGUCUGGGAAAUACAGCUUGCUGUAAGGGACGUCUCAGGGAGUUCUACUGACCAGAUACAGGUCACUUGAGCGACUGGCGUUGCACUGCAUCAGUUUACACAGCCCACUCACCCACAGGGAGGCACCACACGCUCUCUGGCUGUACCCCGUUCCUGUCACUCUCCACACUACUUUUCCAGAGAGCCCGGAGAGCUGAGAAUGGGCAAAUCCGAAAGCCAAAUGGAUAUCAUGGAAAAAUCUACCAAACCAGGGAAGCGUCGUUGGACUGUUGCAGAGACUGGGCUGUCUGUGCUGUUGUUGCUGGUCAGCUGUGCCCUGGCUGGACUGAUAGUCCUCUACACAUCGGCUCUGAGAGAGCGGUCCAAUAGGAGCUCAGUCACUGAGGGGCAGAAGUAUCGUUCUGGCCCCAGCAAUGUUUGCACAACUCCUGAGUGCGUCACAGCAGCCGCUCGUCUCUUGCAGAACAUGGAUGCGACGGUGGAGCCGUGUCAGAACUUCUACCAAUAUGCUUGUGGGGGUUGGCUGGAGCGUCAUGUCAUCCCAGAGACCAGCUCCCGGCACAGUGUCUUCGACAUCCUCAGAGACAGGCUGGAGAUUGUACUCAAAGGAGUUUUUGAGACUGAUAGUGAUCAGGACCGUGACGCCUUCAAGAAGGCCAAAACUCUCUACAGCUCCUGCAUGAAUGAGACUCUCAUAGAGCAGCGCGACUCCCAGCCGCUCAUGCAUCUCAUUGACAGCAUAGGAGACUGGCCUGCUGCCUCGGAGGACUGGAACAGCACUACUGAGGAGGCCUGGAGCCUGGAGGACACUCUAGUGACCCUCAUCUCUCGUUACCACAAGAAGGUCCUGCUGGAUAUGUAUGUGUGGACUGAUGACCGUGACUCCCGGCGCCACAUCAUCUACAUUGACCAGCCAGGACUAGGAAUGCCAUCCAGAGAGUAUUACUUCAAUGAUGGAAACUACAAAAGGGUUCGAGAGGCCUACCUGCAGUUCAUGGUUUCCAUGGUGAGGAUUGCCCGGGAAGACAGGAACUUGACCCAGGAAGAUGAUCGUGUGGUGGAGGAGAUGGUGCAAGUGCUGGAGCUGGAAACAGAUAUCGCAAAUGCCACAUCCCCCGCAGAGGAUCGUCAAGAUGUCACGAUUCUCUACAAAAAGAUGACCCUGACUGAGCUGCAGGAGUCGUUCAAUCUCAACGGUUUUAACUGGACAAGGUUUGUGCGUGGUGUGUUGUCCAGCGUGGCUGUGAAGGUACAGCUGGAAGAGGAGGUGGUGGUCUAUAGCUCCCCUUACCUGGAGAAGAUGAACAAAGUGCUCUCCAAACACACUGUCAGAACCAUGCAGAACUACCUCACCUGGCAGGUUGUCAUGGAGAGAGUCAGCAGCCUUAGUCGCCGCUUCAAAGAUGCCAGGGCACACUAUAAAAAGGCUCUGUAUGGGACGACCAUAGAGGAGGCGCGGUGGAGAGACUGUGUGCGUUACGUCCAGGGCAGCAUGGAGAACGCAGUGGGGGCUCUGUAUGUGCGAGAAACCUUUGCUGGCGAGAGUAAACGCAUGGUUAGUGACCUCAUCAGUAAGAUCCAGGAAGCGUACGUGGAGACGCUAGAGGAGUUGAGCUGGAUGGAUGACCAGUCUAAGGAAAAAGCAAGAGAGAAGGCCAUGGCCAUUAAGGAGCAUAUUGGCUAUCCUGACCACAUUCUGGAAGAGAGCAAUCUGAAGCUUGACCAGGAGUAUGCCCAUCUGAACUUCAGUGAGGAGAACUACUUUGAGAACGUCCUUGAGAACCUGCAGGCUGAAGCACACAAGAGUUUGAAGAAGCUGAGAGAGCCGGUCGACCCGGACAUGUGGAUCAUUGGUGCUGCUGUGGUCAAUGCUUUCUACUCACCAAACAGAAACCAGAUAGUAUUCCCUGCAGGUAUCCUGCAGCCUCCUUUCUUCAGUAAGCAGCAGCUCCAGGCCCUGAACUUUGGAGGAAUAGGGAUGGUCAUUGGACAUGAGAUCACCCAUGGAUUUGAUGACAAUGGCCGUAAUUUUGAUAAGGAUGGUAACAUGCUUAACUGGUGGAGUAAUUAUUCUGCUGAGCACUUCAAGGACCAAUCACAAUGCAUGGUGCAACAAUAUGGCAACUUCAACUGGAAACUCGCAGGCGGACAAAAUGUCAGUGGAAUUAGCACUUUGGGGGAGAACAUCGCUGACAACGGAGGGGUUCGGCAAGCCUAUAAGGCCUACAUGAAGUGGAUGGAGAGAGAAGGUGAAGAGCAUCGUUUACCUGGUCUGGACAUGGACCACAAACAACUUUUCUUUCUUAACUUUGCCCAAGUAUGGUGUGGUGCCUAUCGGCCUGAAUAUGCCAGCCAGUCCAUCAAAACGGACUCCCACAGUCCCCUGGAAUACAGGGUGCUUGGCUCCCUACAGAAUUUUGGAGCAUUCUCAGAGGCAUUCCAGUGCAAACCGGGUACUCCCAUGAACCCUGAGAUAAAAUGUCGGGUGUGGUAGCCAGUUCCUGCCUUCUUCUACUCUUGUUAAUUAUUUCUUGACUGGGGCAACUGAACAAAAGAACAUGCUUAACAACCACAGAGGCAUCCUGCCUUAGAGUAUGUCUGAUAGAUUUACAUGGCAGAAGAUAACAUAGAUAUUUACACAAGUGUUUUAACAGUGUGUAAAUGCAGAAUACAGUUUAUAUAUGGACUGGAUGACUGACCAAACUACACCUUAGUAUCACCACUUGAAGCAGAUUAAAACUACGAUUAGACAGGAAAAACACUUGCAAGGAGUAUGUGCUUAUAUGGCUACUCAGCUUGAAGAUGUUGUCUGUGGGUGAACAGUUUUACUUGUGGUUUUGUUGUAUACACUCUCAGGAAAAAAGUUUCUGGGUAGAACCAAAAAAGGUUUCUAUACUUGCUUCAUAUAUGGCACCCCUGAAGGUUCUAUAUAGAGCCUUUAGGGAUUAUUCUUCAAUGAAACCAAAAUUGGAUCCAUAUAGGGUUCUAAAUGGAACCAAUUUUAGUUCAGUGAAUAAGAAUAAGGGUGCCAUAUAUGAAGCAAGCAUAGAACCCUUAUUGGUUCUAUCCAGAACCUUUUUCUCUAAGAGUGUACAUGUAUAAAUCUGAAGCUCCACUGCGGGUGGUCAGUUGAUACAUGAAUAGUCGGGAAAAUGUAGGACAUUCCUAAGAUUGUGUAGAAUAGGUUUCAGCCGAGCUGGCUUUCCAUGCUUUAACUGACUUUUUGAAGAAUUUCCUAAACAACUCUUUGUGCUUUAUUGUCAAGUCAUUCAGGUGGCAAAUCCACAGCGCUUUCAAGCCCACAUAUUUAGUGGCUUAAAUCUAUGUGCACCGAGUAUCUUUAGGCACCGUGUUGCCUUGUACGAUCCUGUCUGAUAUGAAACAUUUGUUUUUCAAGACAUUUUUCCACGAAGCAAGAGGUAAAGUGAAUAAUAACACACUAGUUGAAUCAACGUUUUUUUCCACGAUGAAAUUACAUGGAACCAACGUGGAAUAGAUGUUGAAUUGACGUCUGUGCCCAGUGGGAAGUUUCUCAUUACAGUCUGACUAUGAAAUGAAUAAAGGCUCUGUGAGAAAAUGUAGAGCAGCGGUGAACUAGAGCUGGCUUGGCUAUGUCACUCUUUGAAAUAAAGCAAUUUACCUGAAGACAGACUGUUAAACAUUUGCAGCUUUAAUCUAAUAUGAACAUUUAGAAAAUCUAAAAAGGAUGGCUUAAAUUUUUUGCUAAAACAUACACUACCGUUCAAAAGUUUGGAGUCACUUAGAAUUGUCCUUGUUUUUGAAAGAAAAUCAAAUUUUUUGUCCAUUAAAAUAACAUCAAAUUGAUCAGAAAUACAGUGUAGACAUUGUUAAUGCUGUAAAUGACUAUUGUACGUAGGUGGAGAAAGCUGAUUUAAAAAAAAAAAAAACUUUUCUGAAACUCGUCAGUCUAUUCUUGUUCUGAGAAAUGAAGGCUAUUCUAUGCGAGAAAUUGCCAAGAAACAGAAGAUCUCGUACAACGCUGUGUACUACUCCCUUCACAGAACAGCGCAAACUGGCUUUAACUAGAAUAGAAGGAGUAGUGGGAGGCCCCAGUGCACAACUGAGCAAGAGGACAAGUACAUUAGUGUCUAUUUUGAGAAACAGAUGCCUCACAAGUCCUCAACUGACAGCUUCAUGAAAUAGUACCCGCAAAACACCAGUCUCGAUGUCAACAGUGAAGAGGCGACUCCGGGAUGCUGGCCUUCUAGGCAGAGUUCCUCUGUCCAGUGUCUGUGUUCUUUUGCCCAUCUUCAUCUUUUCUUUUUAUUGGCCAGUCUGAGAAAUGGCUUUUUCUUUGGAACUCUGCCUAGAAGGCCAGCAUCUCAGUCCCAACUUGCUCAGUUGUGCACCGGGGCCUCCCAGUCCUUGGGGAUUCGAUCUAGCAACCUUUCGGUUACUGGCCCAACGCUCUGACCACUAGGCUACCUGCCGCCCCAAUGCUGUGUAGUACACAGCGUUGUAUGAGCUCUUCAGUUUCUUGGCAAUUUCUCGCAUGGAAUAGCCUUCAUUUCUCGGAACAAACAUAGACUGAUGAAUUUUAGAAGAAAGUUAUUUGUUUGUGGCCAUUUUGAGCCUGUAAUCGAACCCAAAAAUAGUGAUGCUCCAGAUACUCAACUAGUCUAAAGAAGGCCAGUUUUAUUGCUUCUUUAAUCAGAACAGCAGUUUUCAGCUGUGCAAACAUAAUUGCAAAAGGGUUUUCUAAUGAUCAAUUAUCCUUUUAAAAUGAUCAACUAGGAUUAGCUAACACAAUGUGCCAUUGGAACACAGGAGUGAUGGUUGCUGAUAAUGGGCCUCUGUACGCCUAUGUAGAUAUUCCAUAAUAAAUCUGCCGUUUCCAGCUACAAUAGUCAUUUACAACAUUAACAAUGUCUACCCUGUAUUUAUGAUUAAUUUUAUGUUAUUUUAAUGGACCAAAAAUGUAAUUUUCUUUCAAAAACAAGGACAUUUCCAAUUGACCCCAAACUUUUGAACGGUAGUGUGUAUAAAUGUGAAAUCUACAAAUAUGUAAUUGCUUGGAAAGUAGCUUAAAAGACUUGCUAGGCUAGCACUGUUUUCUUUGAGAGUUAUAGUGAUGAUCUGCCACGGAGUGAUCAGUAUCUUAUUUAUGAUAGAUACUCAAUACACGGUCACAACUGUAAGUUGAAACUAAGUGAUUUUAAUUACUGUAUGUCUUGUGUUACAUUUCAGAGAUAAACAUUUGAUCAACCAGUG